Messenger RNA from Triticum urartu, 373 nucleotides. NCBI's taxonomy places the organism in Eukaryota, Viridiplantae, Streptophyta, Magnoliopsida, Poales, Poaceae. The record is from RefSeq and is a predicted model, not a curated record.
AUGAAUCACGAAGAUGGUGCAGAUGAUUGGGAUUCUCAAAGGCCAGAAACGCCGCCACCUUUCGAUGCAUCAGAGUACAGUCAGCUCAUCUCUGCAGGGCCGUUGCUGCCGCUGCUAGAACAGUAUGCAGGCGUAGGUUCUUAUGACCAGAACACUCUUAGGGGGGCCCCGUGGCAAGUGCACUCACAAGGCGCUAACGCUGACAAAUGUACGGGCAGCCAACUCCAACUAGCUAGUAUGGCUAAUCAAGAGCCUUCGUGCAGCACGUGGAAUCGGGCAGCACCCAUGUACCUGCCAUCGACGUCGUACACAGGUGAGUCCAUAAACAUAGUGAAGAUGCGGAUGCUCAGUCAGCACAAGGAGCAUAGUUGAC